Aspergillus nidulans FGSC A4 is the source of this 591-nucleotide messenger RNA. RefSeq lists its product as uncharacterized. Lineage: Eukaryota; Fungi; Ascomycota; Eurotiomycetes; Eurotiales; Aspergillaceae. The transcript has a single exon. The coding region runs from base 124 to 387 and encodes 87 amino acids. The record is from RefSeq and is a predicted model, not a curated record.
UGCCCAGCUUCAAUUACUUUCGACAAAGUCCAUCAUUGAACCAAACCUGUAUUACUCUAUCUAUUAGGCCAAGAAGAAGCCCAACAACCCGCACUGCAACCUUCUCUCAUUGAAACCGAGCAAAUGAACGCGCAAAGCAAAAUCGCCUCGCAGACUCCAGGAGACAUUCGCAUGCAAGCGCAAGCCCAAUCCCAAGGCCGCGCCACAGGGUUCGACCCAGACUCCGACCCUACUGCAGCCGAGCACUCGCAUGUCGGGAUGGACACUGGCUACCGCAAUACCAGCGCAGUGGACGUUGAAGAGGUUGAUCGCGAGGAGGAUGAGAAUCCGCAUCUCCCGCCGUUACGGGAGUACCUGAAGAUGACCGAGGAGCGGAAGCAGGAGUAGAUAGCUGGUAAUGCGAUCCCCUCCUUUAGAACCGUACCGUCUAGGAGUUUGUGGCCUGCGAGAAAAGACAUAAAUGCAAUGAACGACUGGAGUCGUCCUCGUCAUAUACAGUUUUCAGCCUGUGUACGCCGAGUUCAUGAUAUUCGUAUCUUGUACAUUAGUCCCAAUUGCUUAAGAUUCUCAAAUGUACGGUCCAAUGUUUGA